GUGAGUCCUUCACGAAGGUACUUCAUGUUAAAAGCAAUGAUCGGGAAACGACCGCGUGAUUAGAAAUUCCGUCAGAAUGGCGGUUCGUGCACAGCAAAGGCCGUCCUAUCGUCGCAGUAACCCGUAGGUAGCGUUUUAAUACUCAAGCGACUAGAUAUCAGUCAUAUCAUCAGGCUCAUCAAAUUAAGGAUCCGUUACAACCAUCCUAACUACAUGUCCCUCAUAUUUUGUUUUUGUUGUUUUUUAUUUAUCUUGUGCGACUCUAUAUUGGUCUAGUCUAAAUGAAUCCGUAAACUCAUAGCGUGUAAAAUCAAAAUUGUGAAUGCCUCACAGGCUGAUGUCAAGUUCGUAUUCUUACCACAUGAGCUACUUCCCACGCAAAUAAUAAAAGAGAAUUAGAAAUAGUGGGACUGUAAUGAACGGAUUAAGUGUUGGAAACAAAGAUGGCAAGUCUUGGAAUUUGGAUCAAAGUCUGUUUGUGCAUAAUGCUUAGUAACAUUUCGAGGUGAGGCUAUAAAUUAUGGACGACAUUUAAGCUAAGCUAGACUGACCUUGAGAGUGUCUGCCUAAUAUCCAUGACCAAAUGAGGGUUCUAAACUUGUGUGAGGAUUUAGAACUAUGUUUCAAAGUUGAUGAUUAACGUCAGGAAUCAUAUUUCGGGUUUUCAUCACGAACUGGCAUAAGCUAUGAUGCCAAAACUAUUUGACCAAACUGGAUGAAAGAAUUUCGCGCCAAUAUCCGAGGCCUAUUAUCUUAUACCUUGUUGGUUCGUCCAUUACUUAUAGUCUCGCCCAUUUUGGAAUUAUAUCUGAUACCGUUUCGUGACGGGGAUCAUAACUUUAAUUCCUAACCCCAACAUCUAACCUUCAAUCCCAGUUCGAAUUCGCACACUAAUCUACGACCAUUGUUUGACCAUAGUAGGUAGAUAACUUCAAAAUCUACAUUAACACGUCAACCACAAGCUGUAGUCCCAACACAAAAAUCAAGGGAAGUUCUGUAUGGGUAUUAAGAAGCCUAAUUUUCCUUACUUCCUCAGACUGAGGUUUAGUGAAAAAGUAGAUCACUUGACUAAUUUAAGCAGAGGUCGUGGUGUUAAUUUCGAGACAUUUCACCUCUAUAAGGAAAUUCAUGGGCACGUUGCCACUGUUUUUUGUCAGGUGUCUAGUCUCCUGUCGAUAACCUGGUCCACUCAAGACCGAUUAGCAUAGGAUAUCUAUUUUAAUCAUUUUCUCUGAGUGAUUGCUUUUAUAAACCAACAACUAAAAACUAGGAUACAAACCAUGUUCACUGCUUACAUUGCAUCCAAUUGAGCAUCAGAUUCUUAACUUCGUCUCUUUGUAUUAUGGGUUCAGUAGUUCGUGCCUUUACGAAAGUUCUCUUAUUUGUAAUGACAUCUAGAGAAAAGUGUACAAACAUCUGACAAACGAUCUGAAAUCUUGAUUAUAGUCGAAUAGCGGUUACACGUUAACUCGUGGUUGAGACAACCGCAAUUUCUGGAACUAUUUCAAAAGCUAAAGCCAUAUCGAUCUAGCCAAGAUUGUAGUUUCGUGCUGUCAUAUAUCUUGAGUUAGUCAUGGUAUAUUUGAGUACUGUUGUAUAAAUGUGAGUGAAUGAUAUGAACAUGCUGUAUUUCUCUCUGUAUACUCUUGAAAUGGCAUUUUUAGCAUUAUGUUUAAUGACAAUCACAAAAAUGUAUUCCCCUUCAAUUUCUUCAAGGCUGACAUAUGCGUAGUUCUAUCAAAACGCAAACAUCCAAAUUAUGUACAGUUUAUUAUUAAAAUCUAGAUUUUUUUCAAACUAUUGGGUUUCCUAGCGGACAGCAAGUAUAUCAUAUAACAACCAUGGGGAAAGAAAGAUUGUGACAAUCAAUUAGUGUCAUUUAUUUCUAUACAAAAGAUUUCUCACAGACCGGUCCCUUUAUUCCACAAUUCCCCUUGGAUAUUGUUAUGUUAGAACCGAAUCUGAUCAUUCCUGCUGAUGACCAAAAACUAUUACAAUGUUUAUUAGAUCAUCAUGGGAAAUUAACACCAUCUCCUGAUUCUCAACACGCUCUGUCGAAUUUAAACAAUAGAAUUUGUGAAAUUUUGGAUAAUAUUAUUGUAAAUCCGUCUAUAUUCGAAUCUGGGCAAUUGGAUCAUGUUCGUUCAGUUGGAUCUUUCAAAUUGAACACGUGGUUGAAUGGUUCAUGUAUAUCUGACUUGGCCUGUGUUUUUCGAACACUCCCAACUCUUGAAGCUGUACAAAAUUUAGCAAGUUUUGUUCGUCGCCAGUUGACAAGCAAUAAUUCACCAUCUGAACAUGUUAAUUGUAAAGUUGAAUUAGAAAGCUAUGGAUUUUCUGUUGCCUCAGGAGACUAUAUUGUACAAGUAUUAAUCACUACUACUCCAAUGAAUUUAAAUCGAACAAGUCCUGAUAUACAUAUUAGUUUAGCUGCACAAAAGAUUGCUUUGGCUUCAAUUCGUCAUUUAAGAUGGGCAGAAGAAAAUGCAACACAUACUACCGUGAAGGUUUUAAUCCGUAUCUUGAAAGAUUUUCGGCGACGUUUUCGGGGUUUUAGUUAUAUGAAUUCCUGGUUGAUAGACUUGUUAGCUCAUUAUGUUGUAAUGAAUAAUCCAUCACGUCAACCCUUGCCACUUAAUCAUGCGUUCAGACGUGUAUUCCACCUAUUGGCCAGCGGUUUCCUUCUUCCUAGUAGUACAGGUUUAAUUGAUCCUUGUGAACAAGGGAAUUUACGUCUUCACUCGUUAAUGUCUCUUGUUGAACAGGAUGAAAUAUGUUGUACAGCUCAAGUACUAUUACGAAUUCUUAAUUACGGAGAUUACCCAUCACUAUUCACGCAUACUGAUUUGGAUGAUACAUCAAGAGAACAAUUAUUAAAGACCGCCACAAAAUCGAUUGAUAAUCUGAGUAUUUUAGAGUGGCCCGAACCAGUUGCAUUGCAUUCACAACAGAUAACAGAAAAUGGUAAAAUAAAAUUUGAUUAGACAGAAAAAAAAGCCAAAUACAUUUGUUUUUUAAAUGAA
Molecule: messenger RNA, 3023 nt
Organism: Schistosoma bovis
Lineage: Eukaryota; Metazoa; Platyhelminthes; Trematoda; Strigeidida; Schistosomatidae
Source: the annotation of a GenBank genome assembly